GAUCAAAUUUUGAUCAAGUCUUAGCUAUUAAGCCAGAGACUAGCCUUUUAACUAAUAUAUCAUCUACAAUUUCUCAGCCAGAAACCAGUUCAUGCCAAUUACAAAAUAAAUCUAUGAUACCGGCACAAUCUCUGCAGAAACGAUCUAAUUUUGAUAAUUAUUCUAGAGUGUCGGAUAAAUAUAUGCCAGAAAGGCCUCCAGAUAGGUAUGGCAUAAAUUCUGAAAGAUUUAUUCAUGCCAAUAUCAUGAAUCCAAUUCCUUCAACCGGUCAAAUUAUGGAAUCUUUAGCUAACGACCUUUAUAAAAAACUGAUAGAUAAAUUUUCAGCAAAGCCUGUAAAAUCGAAAAAAAAAAUUGAACCAGACUCGGAUGAAGAUCUGACUGAUCGCAUGAGUAAGUUGUCAAUAAAUCAGGCUAUAGCAAAAGGUAUUGAGGCAGGCGUUAAUGCCGUACUUGAAACCAAAGUGGAAUUAAUCGAACUCAAUAAAAAAUUGCGAACUCAUAUAAAUGAAUCUGGAUAUUUAAAAUGA
This is a messenger RNA of Acaulospora morrowiae, 530 nucleotides long. The record is from the annotation of a GenBank genome assembly. Lineage: Eukaryota; Fungi; Glomeromycota; Glomeromycetes; Diversisporales; Acaulosporaceae.